ACCCUAGACUUUCCCCACCGAAUGCCCCUCCGAACCCGAGAGUUUGAACUCCCGCUCCGUUUGUUGCUACCCUCAACUUCUUAGGAAUACGGUAUCCAGCAAGCUCCCCGGUCUCCCGUUCUUCGUCCUAUCUCUCAUUCUGCCAUACAUCUCCGAUCUCCGUCCAGUAAGAUAUGGAUAUAGAUGGAGAUGCAGAAGAAGCUUCAAGGCGCAUUCGGGUGCGGUUCGUGACGAAGCUAAAGCCUCCAUACAAAGCCCCUCCUACUUCUAUUGCCAUCCCUACCAACCUCACUCGUUUCGGUCUCUCUGCUCUCGUCAAUAACCUCCUCAAAGCUGGAAAUGCUGAUUGGAAAAUUGAAGCUUUCGAUUUUCUCAUUGAUGGAGAGCUGGUCCGGAUGUCCCUCGAAGAAUUUCUUCUUGCCAAGGGAAUAUCUGCUGAGAAGAUUCUGGAAAUUGAGUACAUUAAAGCUGUGGCCCCAAGAAAAAAAGAGGAUCCUUCCCUGCAUGAUGAUUGGGUUAGUGCAGUAGAUGGCUCAAAUCCUAGGUUCAUUUUGACUGGAUGCUAUGAUGGGUUUGGAAGGAUAUGGAAAACUGCUGGUGUAUGUACACAUCUACUGGAGGGACACACUGGUGCAAUUACUUCUGUAUGUAUUCUCGAUCCUCUAGGAAGUGAUGGUCGGAGAGUAGUAGCUACUGCUUCUAAAGAUAUGACAUUGAGGUUGUUUGAGGUCAAUAUAGAGGAGUUCCAGGGCCAACUGAAGAAGAUUCAAUCGUUUCAGACUUUACGUGGACAUAAUGCUUCUGUGCAAUGCAUUGCUGCUGAGCCUUCCGGUGCUAAGAUUUGCUCAGGUUCCUGGGAUUGUAGGAUCAAUGUGUGGCAAGCGAAUGAUUCCGAUUCUGGAGGUGAUUUUAUGUCAGUUAAGAAGAGGAAAGUGGACAUCGAAGAUGAGGAACCUAAGUCAGAGGGGGAGCCCAUUUCUACACUUGUGGGACAUACACAAUGUGUAUCUUCUGUGGUUUGGCCUGAGCAUGAAACAUUAUACUCAGCAUCAUGGGAUCAUUCAAUCAGAAGAUGGGAUGUUGAGACAGGCAAAGAUUCAAUGAACAUGUACUGUGGGAAAGUUAUUAACUGUCUUGAUGUUGGAGGUGAAAGUUCCUCCCUCAUUGCUGCUGGUGGUUCAGACCCUAUUCUUCGAAUAUGGGAUCCUCGCAAACCUGGUACUUUGGCCCCUACCUUUCAGUUCUCGUCUCACACUUCCUGGAUAUCUGGCUGCAAGUGGCAUGAUAAUUCAUGGUAUCAUUUAGUAUCGGCAUCUUAUGACGGGAAAGUUAUGUUGUGGGAUCUGAGAACUGCGUGGCCUCUGGCUGUUAUUGAUUCACAUGAGGAUAAGGUGUUAUGUGCUGACUGGUGGAAAAGCAAUUGUGUGAUAUCGGGUGGGGCUGACUCAAAGCUUUGCAUUUCUUCUGAAAUUUCUGUGAUGUGAUACAGCGAGAAGUUCAUCUACUGGAUGGAGAAGUUGAAUGAUACUCAGUAUAUGUACUUUGGAAUUGCUACUACAAAUAUUUGGCGCCAUCAAGUUCCACUUUUCACAAGCUUUGUUUUAAGCUUAAUGGCAAGUGAGAAUUUUGUCAGUUGUUGUUGGCCAUUGGUGCGAGCAAAUGAGGAUAUAUCUUUUCUUGUAAUGAACCCUCCUAGGCUUUUCGACCCUCUUUCUUUUGUUUAAUUUGGAAUUUUCCCCCUUUUUAAAGGUACACCUUCUAAAGUCUGCAUUGGUACCAUUCUUUUGACUACCGAUCUUUUCAAGUCAAGGAUAGCGAUGUAAAGCAUCACAACAAGUUUUUGUAAGAUGUGUCCGAUCUCUGAUGGAAGUUAUUGUAAGAUGUGUCCGAUCUUAUGUUGCA
This is a messenger RNA of Coffea arabica (coffee), 1902 nucleotides long. Its product is annotated as ribosome biogenesis protein WDR12 homolog. Gene Ontology annotation, biological process: ribosome biogenesis. Gene Ontology annotation, molecular function: protein binding. NCBI's taxonomy places the organism in Eukaryota, Viridiplantae, Streptophyta, Magnoliopsida, Gentianales, Rubiaceae. The record is from RefSeq and is a predicted model, not a curated record.